AGAGGCUGUAGCGUUCUUCAAAAAAUGUAUGGUGGACGACCCAGGCAUGUCGACGGCUGUAGCUGCUAUACAAACUCUGUUAGAAGUUAUGAAUCAAAACUCGGGUAAGACUUUUCAAUUUUACCAUGCUGUUUAAUUAUUGUGACUCUUCAAUUGAGGAAGGGAAUGAGAGUGGGAAUAUGCGGGGAAGGGCUUCCCCGAAAUGUCAUUUAUUCCUCUUUGUCUCAGAAGUUAUCAACGUGCAAUUUCUCUUUGUAAUUCCAAUAUGUUCGUUUGCACACAUAAGAUGUACAUGUACGAUCAGAUAAGGUUAUUGGUCUGAGGAUGAUAUUCAGGAGAUAUGGCAAUCAGCUGGGAGAAUUUUCUCUUAAAACUUAGGAGUCAAAGGGAUACAUAAGUAAUUCCUGUGGAGACAAUAUGACAGGGUGGUUAUGUGAGGGUGCGUGAGGGAACUCCUGGCUUCCAGACAUGGUUUGAUGCUACUCUUGUUUACAGAUUUAAUGAAUGUAACCGAAAAAGUUACAAUUCUUAGACCCAACGUUUCGACACUCCUGUCUAAUGCCUUCAUCAGGGGUGAUCUAAACGCUGCAAUAAGAGGUCCUUCUAUACAAUCACUAAUCAGCUGCCUUUUUUCUGACGAGGUGUAAAUAGGCAUCAGGAAGUAAGCCACCAUCAUCACAAUUUAAAGGAGCAUGAGCAGAGUUAAUAUGCCAAGCUUCCAAACAAAAGCUCGUCAGAAAAAAGGCAACUAAUUAGUGACUGUAUAAAAGGACCUUGUUGCAGUGUUUAGAUCACCCCUGAUGAAGGAGUGUUGAAAUGUUGGGUCUAUGAAUUAUAACUUUUUCAGUUACAUUCAUUAAAUCUGUAAACCAGAGUAGCAUCAAACCAUGUCUGAUUGUGCCCUGGUUGCCAUGUGAAAUUUAAUACAUCCUGGCUUCCAGUUCUCUAUCAUGUUACUCACUGGAUUGGUUCUUGGUAGCUCUGAGAUCAAUGCCGUGACUACUUUGUGCACAGCCAACAGUCUGGCCACUAACUUCCUGGGAUAAAUAACAAAUUUAUGCUAUUGUAAACUUUGUGGAUUAUAUUUUCUUAGGGCCACAUUUCUAAGACUACUGAAUCACAAGUUAUUACUUCACCACUGUAAAUUUAAUUUUUUGUAUCGUCUAAGUAUAUGCUGCUGGGUAACAUAACUUUUUUCAACUCACCAGUCUUCAGUAUCCUGGUGAAGUGCUUCUUCAAAAGGUUGAUAAUAUUAUUAAAAUCUUAUUUCCUCUUCUUUGUAUUGAAGAAAACACUUUAAAGCAGCCUGUAAGUAUGUCCUUUACCCUAAACAUUUGUUUACUCACCCCACCCAAGGAGUGGGAUUCUGACUCUGUACUGAGCACUCUGCAUAACUUCCAAAAUUUAACAAAACAUUCCAUUUCCAUAAGGCCUUGUUAGACAUGAGCAUGUUUGUUUUUUCUCAAGAUCACUUUAUUUUAUUCCAUUCCAGCUGAAACACUCUCUGAACUCAGAGAUAAUCUUCAACAAGUCAUUGAUGUUUUGACCAAAACAGAAGGCUCAGUAGCUUCCAUAUCCUCAGGAUGUGAACUCUUCCUCAGAUUUAUAACACUUGCCUCCCUGGACAACCCAGUAAGUUUUAUUUCCUCCACCUGAUUAAGGUUUUGCUAGUGAUUAUUUCCCUAAGCCCACCUUUACUGGUGGAACAAGUUACUAUAAAAAAAUUAACAGUAACCUUAAUAGUUUGUUAAAAUUUGUUGUCAUAAAUAAGAAUGAAAUAUCUAGUGCAAGAAAAAACUAAAACAGUUAUCACCUGUUUUCAAACUGAAAUUCUGUGUGUGUCACCUUGUUGAAUGUAUGAUAUGUUAUGGUUGCCACUGGUAUCUGCAUGAACCUGUGGGAACCCAUGCAAACUGAAGAGCUAUUGUCUGAUGAUCACAGUGACAACUGUUUACUAUGAUAAUCAUACAGUUUAAAAUGACACCUUCCAGGAAAUACAAGCAUCACUUUUGCUUUUAUUUGUUUACAGCUAUUGUUUCCCAGUUUCUCAAAGAAAUCUACCUGAUACAAGACAUUUUCAUUAAUUUUAAUGGCAGCUUGUUCUGCCAUCGGAGAUUUCUCCUAAAUCAGUCGGUGAUUUUUCUCUAUCAGUGGCACUGUCUUCUAGGAGGGGUGAUCUGACUGGAUGAUUGAGUGAAUGUUGGUACAUCAGAAUUUGUAUUGGAGAAUUUAGUGGGGGCUUGGAAAAACAAAUAGUCAGGAAAAUCUGACAAAAAAUGCCAGUUUGCCGGGUAGGAAGGAAGGGUUAUGGCAAUAGUAAAAAACUGGAACCUUGAAAAGUGAUGAACUGGUCUAUUUAUGGAUGCAAUAUUUUUUCAAACCAUCUUUUUUUCAUAUAGUUAUAAAUUUAAAAUGGUGAGAAUGUUGCAAUAUUGUACUUUGAAAACUCCUGCUUUCUUGUGUUUCAUGGGAAAAAAUUCCUUUUUUAGAGUGUCCUUAUACUUUCCUGAUUUUGUUCUCUUUUUUUCCCUCAUAAGGAUUUUCAAGAAUGUAAAAGAGUUCUGGUUGAAAGAGGUGAUGUCUCAUAAAUAAGAAGGAAUAUUCCUUCCCUGGUCUUCAAUGUUUUUUUUUUUUUUUUUUUUUAACUUAACAAUGCAUUUGUAUCAUUUACCACAGUGUGGAUUAGUUUGAUUUUUUUUCUUCUAACCAGGUCAGCUGUACCUGAAAAGAGCUGCCUCAGCCAGGAAUAGAAUUGCCAAACUUUGUGAUGCAUUUAUUAAAGAUGGAGCUGUAAGCAUCACGUUGUAUUAAUUUCUGUUGACAAUAACAAAACAACAUUUGGAUUAUUUUUGCUAUCAAUCAUAUUUUUUCUGAGAUGUAUAACUUUCAGCUAGGUCAGCAAGUUACUGAUUGAAUGUCUCCACUCUUCACUGAGGCUCCAAACCAUAAAGUUGGUUUUCUUUUCAGUGAUUUUAUUCAAAGUGUGUGAUUGCAUGAUCUUUAAAUUUUUUCAGACAAUUCUUACUCACUCUCGAUCCAGAGUUGUGUUGGAAAUUUUGAAAGUGGCUACUGAACAGAAGAAGCGCUUUAAUGUUUAUGUAACAGAGUCAGCUCCUGAUAAAUCUGGGUACAGUGUAGUUUGAAAUUAUUUUUAUUAUAUAAAAGACCUGAAAAUUGCUAUAGAGCUUAAGUGGCCAAAAAUGGAAGAACUUAGUAUAGUAGUAACAGGCAUUAGCCUUGUUGAGAUCAGAGUCUCUGUGGUGAACAUUGCACUUUAAAACAUGUAUUACAGUUAACUGUAGUUUCCAUUUUGAACAAACAAUUCAGAAUGAAAAUAUUGACUUGUAUUUUGGCGGUCAUUUAGUAUCGUUGAAGGCCCUUGUCUGGAAGCCAAAUAAAAUUAGAUAGCUCCCCAGGGGGGACCUGUGGAUGAUGUAGUGGCCUAUUGGUUAGAACACUGGACUUGGGGUUGAGAAGUCUGGGUUGCUGCGAGGUCAAUGUGUUGUGUUGUGUUGUGUUCCUUUUUUUCUAUCACAGUGUCUCUCUUAAACCAGGGGAAUAAAUGGGUAUUGGUGAAUUGUCAGGGAAGCCUGAUGAAAUGCUGGGGGGUAACCUUGCAAUGGACCAGUAUCCCAUCCAGGGGGAGUAGUGAUACUCCUAACUGCUUCAGCUAUGGAAACUGGGUUAAUUGCUACUUGUCUCAAGUACAGACAUUACCCUUUACCCUUAAGUGGACCUGUAUGUGUUUGAUUUAAGUGGCGAUCAUGGAGGUUUUUAUAGCACUUACUUCUUAGUGCCUGGACUGGUGAAGGAUAAAGGAACUGAUAAAAGAGAUGUGUUCAAUACAUAACUAAUGUGGAUAUCCUUUUAGUAUUCUUAUGCUAAAAAUUGGUUUCCCUGUUUUUGGUUUUGUUCAUAUAUCUUCUAUUUACUUUAAGUAAAUUAUUGUCUCUCAGAUAUGAGAUGCAUGAUCAGUUAAAACAGUUUGGAAUUCCCUCCACAGUGAUCCUAGAUGCAGCAGUUGGGUGAGUGUUGCUAAUAUGAUCAUUGUAGCCAAGGUAUUUUGACUAUAAACCUUUCCAAGAACAAUCCAAGGAACAUUGCCAUCUCAUGUCUGCUUGUAUGUUCUGGGUGACGUUAAGUUUUAAACAAUAUUUUCUUUGUUCAUUGGGAGUUUGAAAGUGGGAUGAUUUGCUACAAUUAGUGUAGAACACAAACUUACCUAGAAAUCUGCUAGUUUAUACUAUUGUGUUUUUUUCCUUGAGUGCUGGUUUAUUUUAUUUAUUACAGUUGCUCUGUUGGUAUCCAGAUAUAAACCUCAAAAUCGAUAUUUAUAUCACAUAUGUUAAAUGCUGCUUUAGACUGGUAACAGUGGUUUUAGACUAUUUUAAUAGCUUCACCAUACAGCUGAGGAGGAUGCAGGAAAACGUACCCCCCCCACAACAAAGAAGACCCCAUAAAUUAUAAGUUAAUGUAGCUCACAUAAGGCUGUACACCUCCCCACUCUCCUGAUCAAGUUCACUGUAGGUCAACACUCCAUUUAUGAUGUAUUUUCCAUUUAUUGUCUUUUCAGUAUGUUUCAUUCCCUUAGUGAAUUCUUAUUUGUUAUUCUAAUGAACAACAUGUUUAUUUGGUCUGAUUUUAAGUUACAUGAUGGAAAAAGUUGACUUGGUCCUUAUGGGUGCAGAAGGUGUGGUAGAGAGUGGUGGAAUUAUUAAUAAAGUGAGUAUUGAGUUGCUACAGUAAGUGAAUGAUGAGAGUUUUCAACAACACUCAACUGAUAGCAAGUCAGACUCAAUGUUGCGUGAGGGGAGGGGAGGGGUGGUGUGCAGUUGUUUACAUGAUGACAUCAGUUUAGAGUUUCCCUCUUUCUCACAAACUGAGAUGAGUUAAGUGAUCAGUGAACAUUAGAUUUAAACGAAUUAUUCAGUGAAAUCCGUGUGUGGCGAAGUCUUGAAGUCUUCAGCAUGCAUUUGACUGGUACAACAUUACCGAAAUCCGACCGCAUACGUUCUGUCGUGUGUCAGUAUAAGCUUACAUGCACUCACGUAUACACACCGUAAUGUUCAUUAUUGAUUAAUCGAUCGAUCUUCGUUCGUUUAUUCGUUUCGUCGGUCGCCCGUUCCGCUCUUUUAGUUAUUCGCUCGUGAUUUUAAAUUUACUUGCUGAUACUCGUAACGUAUUGAAUGAACAAGUUUGUAUUCAUAGGUUGGCACAUAUCAGAUGGCAGUUAUGACCAAAGCGGUCAAUAAACCAUUCUAUGUAGUGGCAGAAAGUUUCAAGUUCGUUCGACUUUAUCCACUUAAUCAAGAAGACGUACCGAACCACUUUAAGGUGAGUACUUUCUUUUAGAAUACUUGGACAUUUAUUAUUGUGGACCCUCUCUGAGUAAUGUGUGAGAAAAAAAUGUUUCUGCUCUUUAAUUUUCCUUAUUCAAACUUCCGGGGAGGCUAAAGAAUGAUCGUUGGUACUUACCGUAUUUCCUCGCAUAAACGCCAAGGCGUUUAUUUGUGAUUUAGGCUUAUCUAAAGAAGGAAGCUUAAUUGAGGGGGUGGGGGGACUUUAUUAGCUUUUCCUUUGACGAAUUGUAGCUUUAUUUUAGCCGUAGUAUCUUUAAUAAGAAACAAAUCAACAACACUAUCCAUAUAGACGUAAAUUCAAUAUUAAUGUAUUUCGUUUGUUAAGGCAAUAGUCGGUAACCAAGCGUAUAGAAGUCCCAUUAAACACUCUACAUCCUCGUUAGGGAUACGCAGAUUGUCGCAUUUCUCUUGAUCUGUUAGACCUUGAAAGUGAGGGCGAAGGGGGCGGUUAUUGGAGAGGGGCGCUUGUUUGACAUUGUGACACAGGGGGUGGGGACUUACUCAGGGGAGGGAGCUCAUUAAAGCUUGGCCACUUGUUCGAGGAAAUACGAUAUGUAGAGGCAAGUGGACUCACAAACUUGGUAAGCGUGAAUUGACACUAGCGUUCCAAUAAAGUCUGUCGUAAAAAAGAUGGUUUCGACCAAAAAGAGAGAAAGCACCUGCGCGCUAAAAGAGCGAGCAUGGGAGAUGCAUUCGGUUUGUAGUAGAAAUGGGUUGGGUUGGGUUGUUUUUCUCGAAAUUUUGUGGCACCGUUUUUAGACAAGUGUCAAGGGACAUUUUUUGAUGUAACACUCCCUGGAUUGUCCCCGUGUGUCACCCUUUUAUUGAUGUGCUUGGUUUUGUUGCUUUAGUACUCAGGAAGUUCUUCCAGUGGGGAUAGUCAUCCAAUAGUUGACUAUACUCCACCAUCCUACAUCACCCUGCUGUUCACAGAUCUUGGAGUUCUAACGCCUUCUGCUGUCAGUGAUGAGCUGAUUAAACUUUAUUUAUGACUAGAAAAACCUUCUUUAAACAAAUGAACUUAGCCAUGGAGAACAGUGAAAACACCUAAAGGCCGCUUGUUGUCUGUACUGCAAUCGAAACGCGUUCAGGUCCCUAUGGACAAGUCGGAAACUAUUACGGGAUUUGCGUUGCCUAGCAAUGCUAUAGUCGAGUGAACCACAUCGUGGGCUCAGUUUUGCAAGUUGUAGUACUCUAGUUGCUGCCGUUCAUGGAUUUCUUAUCACCUACAAGUCACCAAGAAAAUGGAAAAAAUGACAUGAGCGAUGUUUCAUAAAUCCGCAUGGAUUGUUCUCAUAGGAUUUGCCUUUGUAUUAUUUAAUCCAUCUGACACUGGUGGCUCAUGAGGGUGGAAAACGCUAUCUGCCGGAUAAAUCUCCAUCCGGUGAAUGGCAUAGUACGUUUUGUUAACACUCCUCCGUUACAUAGCGAUUUAUCCGUUGGUUAACUGUAUCUGCCCAAUGAAAAUCUGGGCCCUGAUUUCUCGCCCUCGUCUUUGGUUAUGACAGUGUAUGUUCUUUAGUUUAAGAGACGCAAAGACACUUUACUUUGAGCUGUAUGCUCAUUUCUUUACCUACCUUUUUAAACAUUUACAUCAUAACGGGUACAGAUUAAUGAGUUUUUAGGGACAUCGUGCCAACCCUGAUUCAAGAGUCCCAUUUUGCUCAUCAUCACAAAAUUAUUUUAUUUUGUUUGCACACAAUCGACAGCUAAUCAAGCUUUCAUAUAAAUUGGUUUAGGAGCUUUUGUCGACCUUGAGCCAACCCUAGUUCAACAGGUCUAUUUAGAAAUUGGUUGAUGAGCAUUUGGGGACCUCGAGCUAACCCUGUAUUUGCUUAUUAACAAAAUUCUUUUGUUUAAAUAUUCAGCAGGGAUCUUCUCGUUCCCAAAACAAGAGCAGUGACUCUGAAACUUGGUCGCAAUCGACAGCUAAUCGAGCUUUUUCUGAUACACCAUGAACUGUCCGGGAAAUCCUCAUUUUGCCAGAGAUAUCGGCCCAUGAAUAUUUAAACAAAAGAAAUUGGCUGAUGAACGUUUGGGGAUCUUGAGGUAACCCUGUUUUAAAAAUCUUUAUUUGCUUAUUAACAUAACUCUUUUGUUUAAAUAUUUAGCAUGGAUUUUCUCGUUCCAAAAAGAAGCUGCGACUCUGAAACUUGCUCGCAAUCGACAGCUAAUCAAACCUUUUCUGAUACACUAUAAAUUAUCCGGAAAAUCCUCAUUUUGCCAGAGAUAUCAGUCCAUGAAUAUAUCUAAACAAUAGAAAUUGGUUAAUUAGUUUUUGUGGACCUUAAGCAAACCCUUCUUCAACAGGUCUAUUUUUACUCAUUAACAAAAUUCUUUUGUCUUAAUAUUCGGCGAGUAUUUUCUCGUUCCAAGAAAGAGCUGUGAAUUUAGGACUUGCACGCAAUAAACAGCUAAUCAAGCUUUUUCUGAUACACUAUAAAUUGUCCGGGAAAUUCUCAUUUUACCAUGGAUAUCAGUCCAUGAAUAUUUAAACAAUGGAAAUUGGUUAAUUAGGACCUUGAGCAAGCCCUUGUCUAACAGGUCUAUUUUUGCUCAUUAACAAAACUAUUUUGUUUUAAUAUUCAGCGGGGAUUUUCUCGUUCCAAAAAAGAGCUUUAACUUUAAAACUUGCAAACAAUCGACACGCAAUCAAGCUCUUUCGAACACAAUGUGAAUUUUUUGUGAAAUCUUCAUUUUGCCAGAGAUACGAGCUCACGAAUAUUUAAACAAUAGAAAUUGGUAAAUGAGCAUUUGGAGACCUCAAGUCAACCCUGGUUUAACAAAUUUUAUAUUUGCUUAUAAACAAACUUUUUUUUGUUUUAAUAUUCAGAGAGGAUUUUCUCUUUCCAAAAAAAGGGCUGUGACUUUGAAACUUGCUAACAAUCGAAAGGUUAAAAAGCUAUUUAUAACGCACUAUGAAAGGUUCGGGAAGUCCUCAUAACGGAUGUGAAAUAAACUCGUGAACAUUUAAGCGAUAGACAUUCGUUGAUGACUUUUAGGAGGCUUACGUCCAUACCCAAUUACUUGCAGUCGAGUUUGUUCUAAAUUAUUUUGUUUCGACAGACAGAGGUGCUCUUUAAAGCCCACACAGGUUUUUUAUUUUUAUUUUUUUACAC
Pocillopora meandrina is the source of this 8479-nucleotide messenger RNA. The record is from the annotation of a GenBank genome assembly. NCBI's taxonomy places the organism in Eukaryota, Metazoa, Cnidaria, Anthozoa, Scleractinia, Pocilloporidae.